Cherax quadricarinatus is the source of this 6620-nucleotide messenger RNA. The record is from RefSeq and is a predicted model, not a curated record. Lineage: Eukaryota; Metazoa; Arthropoda; Malacostraca; Decapoda; Parastacidae.
UACGAUUUCCUAGUCGAGAAACUUUUGACUAUGAUUAAUACUGAGCGUUAAGGCGCUAGGUAAAGAUGGCAGCUAAGUCAGUGCUGAGGUACAGGGUGUAAGAACUUCAGCACCUCAGUGGUGUGUUGGAGAGGCGAGGAUCACCAGGCCCAGCACCUCAGUGGUGUGUUGGAGAGGCGAGGAUCACCAGGCCCUGGGUGGAGUUUUUCACUACCCACGCUCUACGAAGCUCUAUCUACAACGAUUGUUGCAGCCCCAGGAUAACACAGCUUUGCUAGCCUCAACACCUAUGUUUUAAUAUGGGAACAAUCUUGUAUAACAUUGUACAAUGAGACUAAAGACUGUAGGAAUGUUGAUUCGUACCUUGGUCCUGUGUGCAGUAACCACCUGGGAAGGAUGCAGGGGGCUGGCGCAGGUGACGGUGGUGAGGCUACAGACAAUGGAAACAGCUUCCAACACCACCUACCUGGACAGUGGUGAGAAUGCACUGCCUGACCUGCCCCAGUGGACGUUGUGUGUGAGGUUGAGGUUGCUUCACCUGGCUCGCCUCAACACACUGCUCAGCUAUACAACGGGAACAUUCUACCAGGAGAUCCUGCUCGGUAUAGAGUGGCCACAGUCAUCACUACGACUGGAGUGUUGCGGGUACUCUGGCUUCAUGGAGUUGAAGGUCCCUAUCCGGCUCUUCACCUGGCACCAUCUAUGUGUGUCAGCUAACAUGACCGGUGACUCCCAGCACAUCGUCUUCGAUAACGUAAUACAUGAAGCGUUGAUACGUCGUCCAGGAAUCACACCAGCAGAGCUGAACAAAGUGAGAGGAGGUGGCCGCUUCUUGGUGGGACAGAACUACAACCCAGCAGCUUUUUAUGUGGUCAGUGAAUCUUUACAUGGAGAUCUGGCAGACUUCAGGUUGUACAAUGUUGCUCUGUCUCUUAAACACCUCCAAGAAUUUGUGGCCUGCGAAUCCUAUGUCGACUUGCCAUCGCCUCUUUACAGUUUUGAUGUGAACAUGUCUAACUUUCAUUUAAGUGGUGAUAUUUUGGUCUAUAACAUGAACUUAUUCGAUGUUUGUACACCAUCUACAGAUGUUGCCAUGAUUGUUCCCGAGAGAGUUGACUUUGACCGAGCAAAAGCCAUGUGUAGCUAUUUCACUGGAGGGAUAGUUGUGCCCACAAAUAAUGAAGAGAAUGAGGCAAUCUAUGAUAAAUUUGAAGAUUUUAACUUCCACUGUGCAGAUAGUUGGGGAACAUCAUUUUGGUUCGGCCUCACAGCGAACCUUACAAGUGGAUGGUGGACAAAGUUAUCAGACGGAAAGCCUCUAACUUGGCACAAGUUUCACUUAGCCUGGUCAAAACCUGUAAACGAGCACAGGUGUGUUGCUGCUGCUACCUUUCACUACAAGUACAUAUGGGGCGCAUCGCCUUGUGACUUACGACAGUGUCCAAUAUGUAAUGUCACGGUUAUUCCAAGACUACAUUUACGUGGUCUUUGCAAGUUAUCGAAAUUUGACCGUUUCUAUUCCCCACACAACUACUAUAACAGGAAACCAGUAUUUGAAGGCUUCUUCCUAAGUAGAAUAAUUUGGGAGAAUGAUAGUUGGGUGAUCAGGAGUCGCCUGGAGAAGGGAGUGGAAGCCAUCAUGGAAAUGAAGAAACCAGAGGAUUACCCAUUCGGCGUUAACACAUGGCAGGUGCGCAACGACACCUGCACUAAAAAACAGGUAGAGCUGUUAUUGACCUCAUGUGGUGAGAACGACUUCACGUGUAGUGACGGCUCGUGUAUCAACAAGACAAAACGCUGUGACUAUAAGGUCGACUGUCAGGACAGCACAGAUGAGCUCAACUGUCAGGCUAUCGUUUUCCCUGAAGGAUAUCCCUCAGAACUUGCUCCGCCUGCAGGAGAUUCAGAGCAGAUGGCUCUCUACAUCUCCAUUCAGAUCACAUCAAUCAGAAAAUUUGAUCUGGCAGGAUUUAACUUGGCUAUUGACGUAAUACAAAGCAUCAAAUGGAAAGAUGAGAGACUCUUACUACGGAAUCUCCGCCCUGGAGAUUUUGUAAACAAGGCGAGGGUGAUUGAAAAGCUGUGGAUGCCAGAGAUUUUAGUGAGUGAUGGUUACUACAACCCAACUGAUGUGAAGCAGCACCUUGUGAAGUUGCUGAUUCGUCGUGACUCUCAAUCACUGCCUGACGAUGAUACCUACUACACUGAAGAUGACAUGUACAGCGGGUCCGGCAGCACUCUGAAGUUGGUUCAGCAGUAUACAGUGACAGCCAUGUGUCUGUUCCUGCUGCAUGUCUAUCCCUUCGACUCUCAGAUAUGUUCUCUCACCUUCUCCCUCCCUGACCAGUCUGCUGGCAACCUUCUCCUGGUCCAGGAGGGCGUGGCCUUCACGGGAAAGAGGAUGUUGCUGGAGUAUCAACUACUGAACGAGACACUUGUCAGCUGGAACAACUUGUCCACCUCCAUGCAGCUGCGCCUUCAGUUCCGUAACCAGUACGGCUACUACAUAGGUAACUCUGUCAUCCCCAGCCUACUCAUGGUCUCCAUAUGUUACCUCACAUUCUUCUUCGCCAUGGAGGACUUCACGGACCGCAUCAUGGUGUCUCUUACAUCGCUGUUGGUUCUAGCCUCCCUCUUCACCCAAACAAGCCAGUCCAUUCCCAAGACAGCAUAUCUCAAGCUAAUAGACAUUUGGCAUGUCUCCCUCAUCAUAACAGACUUCCUCAUAGUAGUCACACUGGUAGUCAUUGAAAAUCAACGCCUCGUAGACAAACUCCAGAGCGACUUUAAUGCUCCUUCUGCCUUGAGAAAUGUAAAAGGAAUAACCCCGGUGGUGGCUUGUCGCUUACCAGCGAGAAGUCACGGCAUGAAUAAUAACCUGCUGGUUCUACACCAGAGGAGGUGCAGCGCAGCCAUGAAGUACAACAGAGCAUCGCAAGUGAUGUUCCCUGUGCUGGCCUGCGCCGGCACCUUCGGCUGGAUUCUUGUGCAUCUUUACCGCUCCCCGUCUGCCCCGGAACACUGAGCUUAGUAGCAUGUUAACAGGAUCGCUGAGCUCUGGCCCAUGUUACCAUGAUCACUGAGCUCUGGCCCAUGUUACCAUGAUCACUGAGCUCUGGCCCAUGUUACCAUGAUCACUGAGCUCUGGCCCAUGUUACCAUGAUCACUGAGCUCUGGCCCAUGUUACCAUGAUCACUGAACUCUGGCCCAUGUUACCAUGAUCACUGAGCUCUGGCCCAUGUUACCAUGAUCACUGAGCUCUGGCCCAUGUUACCAUGAUCACUGAGCUCUGGCCCAUGUUACCAUGAUCACUGAGCUCUGGCCCAUGUUACCAUGAUCACUGAGCUCUGGCCCAUGUUACCAUGAUCACUGAGCUCUGGCCCAUGUUACCAUGAUCACUGAGCUCUGGCCCAUGUUACCAUGAUCACUGAGCUCUGGCCCAUGUUACCAUGAUCACCGAGAUCUGUUCUAUGUUAAAGUUACCGUUGUCACUGAGCUCUGUCUCACGUUAUCAAGAUCAUUGAACUCUUACAGUGAUCACUGAAGGCUACAGUAUUACAAGAGUAUUAGUAUGGUUGCUGAACUUUGUAGCAGAUUAUUGCCAUUAUCACUGAUGUUUUAUAUAUAAGUACAUUUCAGUACAUUUGUAUUUUAACUGGGCUUCAAUGAUGGAUAUAAUAUCUAUAUUUUCCAUACUGUUGUAAUGUAUUUGUAUACAUAUUUGUGUUUAUAAGUAUGCAUAACAUGUAUGUGUUAGGAUGUGCUAUUAUACUAUUAUUAAGAACAAUCCCUCUGUUAGGAUGUGUUAGAUUUGUUUUAUGUGUUCGUAAAUAUCAUUCAAAACUAAAGUGAUAACAGUGGCAUUUAAUAAUAAUACAUGCGCCUUAGUAUCAGUCAGUACUGUUUCCUGAAUGUCGUAAUUAUUAUUAAUUAGUAACAAUUGUUAUGUGUAUUAUGUGUCUUGAGGUAAUAUUGGAAUGUGUACAGGUUUAUCAAAGUUACUUUAAUCAUGGUGUAACUACCGCCAGAAAGCCUCGAGCACAAUUGUCAAUGAAGUCCAUUAUUAUCCAAUUUGGGAGGAUAUCCAGUGGUCGCUCACCUUUGAGUGGAUCAGUCAGCCCUCAGGAUAUUCCUCUCUCCACGCACACUACCUGACCAAUUAAACAUAUAUUACACUAGUCCAUUUUGGGACUUUGCGAAUUUCCUGAGGAUUCUGGACACUGUCUAUUAUACUGUUUGUCUUAGUAAGCCUCUUUUAGUACGUAAAUAUUUUUUUAUUUGUGGCCAGGCCUGUGAAAAAGCUAAUUUUGAACAAUCUGCUGGGUUUUGUUUCAGUAACAUUUGCCUGUGUAGACAAUGUUUAAUUUAGAAGAAAGUUCAUACAUAGAAAAUUUUGGAAGCUUGUGUACUUAUAGACAUUUUGGUGUAACCAUAUUUAUAUGCUGGUACUUGUGGAUAAAGAACACUUGUGUACAGUUUAGGACAGUUAUUAAAGUUUGUCGGUAUCACCACAUUUACAUCCAAGAAAAACAGAAUAAACACUGAGGAAGGAACACGAAAGAUGGAGGAAACAUUAAGGUAGAAACACGGAUGAAAGAUGGAGUAAACAUUACGGAACACGGAAGAUUAACGGAGUAAACAUUACGGAACACGGAAGAUUAACGGAGUAAACAUAACGGAACACAGAAGAUGCAGUCAAGACUUAUAAACUGAACAAACUUGUAUUGUGCCAACAUUAUAUUUUCUAAGGUGCCUCAGUGCCGGUGAAAGGCUUUUGUUCCAAGGAAUUGAAGCUAUCCUCUUUUUCCUUGGAUCGAGAAUACAUGUAAUUGCCUACCAUUCUCCAGGCGAUGUAUAACCCCUUCGAGUUUAGCGCUUUCCCCUAAAUAUAAUUAGAUAACAAAAAAAGGCACAAUACCAUGACUGGAACGAUACACAAAUAACCCGCACAUAAAAGAGAGAAGCUUACGACGACGUUUCGGUCCGACUUGGACCAUUGACAAAGUCACACUAACCAGAAGUACGAACGAACGAACGAAAGUUCAGGUAAGAUCCCAAAUGGGAUAAGCGGGGAAGACGGGACAGACGAAGAAUAGUGCUGGAGAGGAGUGUUCUUAGUCGUAGAAAUAGAGCCAGAGCUUAACCCAGCAGCGACGGCGAUCGUGGGACAGAUAUUGAGAAGAGAAAUUCAGGCUCUUCUGUUGGGACUCCAAUGGGGUGAGCGGGAAGGAAGGGACAUGCGACGUUUAGCGCUAGAGAGGAGUGUAGAACUGAGCCAUGUCUUAACCCAAAAGCUAAGGCGAACGUGGGUCAGAGAAUGGUACCUGUCAUAGAAGGUACCUGUCAGCGAAUCCAAGGUUAUUUGUAAACAGGGUUUGGAACAGGAUCAUGCAAGGAGUAGAAAAGGUUGUGUUGGUUUGUGGGUCUGCGAAUGUCUUCGUCAAGGAGAGAGGUCCAGUAGUCAUGUUGUGUCUCAAGUUUGUCUAUCUGUCUGUCACUGAGCGUCUUCCAGUACAGAUUCAGCGCAGGGAUGUCUAAUUGGGCAUGGAGAGACUCGCUUGUGGCGAAAUCUUCCCACCUGACAUCAAGCACCCAGCGCAGCGCCUUGUUCUGGACACGCUGCAGUUUAAGUUUGUUUUUGCUGCAAGAGAAAGGGCUAGAGGAGAGUAAGUUAUCAGAGGACGAAUUAGGGAUUCGUAGAGGUGUAGUUUGGUGCGUUGAGAGGCAUGUUUCAGCUUGUAGAGGCCCGCAAGGGCCUUACUAGCUAUUGCAUGCCUUGAGUGAUUGUGUCCGUGUAAACGAAGAAGGUAGUCAAGAUUAACACCAAGAACAGUGACAGAUUGUGUGAUGGGGAUGCAAGUGCGGGUGUCAGCUGUUCUGAGCUCGACAGGUAAUGGAGGAUCACGUUUCCUGUAGUUAAAAUACGUAAUGCUGGAUUUAGCUGCAUUGGUUUUGAUCCUCCAUUUUUGUUCCCAGAUGGCUAUCCUGUCGACCUCAUUUUGUGUUUUGUGUGUGAGUGUAUCUAUAUUGGCAUGAGUGAUAAGUUGCGUAAUGUCGUCUGCAUAGGCUAGUGUGAUGGAGUUGUGGUAUACAGGUGUUGGAAUGUCGUUAGUAGGGGAGAGGACAGAUCCCUGGGGUACUCCGGCUUUUAGUGUGAAGUAGUCAGAGUAACAGCCUUGGAAUUUGAUUCUCAUGGUACGGCCGUCUAGGAAGUUGCAGAGGAGUUUACGAGUAGUGAGAGGCAGGUUGUAGUGCAGAGUUUGUACUUGAGCCCUUCGUGCCAGUGUCAAAGGCUUUUUCAACGUCUUUUGCAACCAGGGCUGUCCUGUUUCUUUGUUUUGUGUUUAUGUGGAUGUAGUUGAGAAUAAUGUUAAUGGCAUCCUGUGUGGAUCUGUGUGUUCUGAAGCCAAACUGGCCAUCAGAAAGUAGAGAAUUGUGUUCCAAGUAUCUGCGAAGGCGAUGAUUGAUGAGUUUUUCAAAGAGUUUUCCUAAAGUUUCGAGGAGGCUGAUAGGGCGAUAGUUUCUAGGGUCAGAGUGGUCUUUAUUGGGUUUAGGAAGGAGGAUAGCAGUAGCAGCUUUGAAGAGGGAAGGGAAGUAUCCAGAGGCAAGGGAGGCAUUGA